Molecule: messenger RNA, 405 nt
Organism: Rotaria socialis
Lineage: Eukaryota; Metazoa; Rotifera; Eurotatoria; Philodinida; Philodinidae
Source: the annotation of a GenBank genome assembly
AUGCAUCGACGUGCAUCUCAAAUCUAUUGCAUUAUUAAAGGCGAAUUCGAGUUAUAUUUUAUUGAAGAUAAUGCAGCUAAUUUUACAGGUCACAUCAUCAAAGAAGGCCAAGGAACAUUGUUUCCUCAAGGUUCCAUUCAUUAUUUAAUCAAUGCACCAUGUGGAAAUGGAUCGCUAGUUGCAGUAACCAGUAGUGAAGAUCCAGGACGGAUCGAUGUUGCAACCAGUUUUUUCAAUGCAUUGCCUGCGUCGAUGAUCAGUGUGGCAUUAGGCGGUCAAAAGGUGAAAAUCGACGAGAAUAAACUUUCAGCUGUUGAUCCAGCACAAGGAACUGAAGAAUGUAGAAGACGUUGCAACUUACUAUAUAUGAGAAAUUUAAUUGAAUGCUGUUUUUGUAUACUCUAA